Penaeus monodon (black tiger shrimp) is the source of this 1522-nucleotide messenger RNA. RefSeq lists its product as uncharacterized. Gene Ontology annotation, molecular function: metal ion binding. The record is from RefSeq and is a predicted model, not a curated record. Lineage: Eukaryota; Metazoa; Arthropoda; Malacostraca; Decapoda; Penaeidae.
AUCUCUGACCUCCUGACUACAACGGACAAGCUUCCUGGUGGGUGUCGGCUGAACCUGAACACCCUGGCUACUUCUGCGAGUGAGGUUUCUGAUCGUACAUCAGUGUCCAUGGCAGAGUCCGCUGAAACAGCAUCCUUAGAGCCUGAGUCACCAGCAGUAAGGGAGUCGCACUUUGGAGACACCGCCAUGGCUCUCGUCAGUGAAAAUAGGGACAGUGAGAAAUCUUCAUCAGAUGAAGAGAAGUGUGAGGCGAUGGAGGAAAAAAUUGUAUGCUCUUUUUACCUCGAAGGGAAGUGCAGAUUCGGCGAGCAGUGUUUCAAUUUGCACCCAUCAGAUGCAGUAAAAGUGGUAAGUAAAAAAACAAAAAAGAAGAAUAAAGGAAAUGUAAAGAAGGUUGCUAUGGAAGAAACAAAUCAAUUUGUCAAAAAACCUUCCAUGAAGACCGCCGGCGAUGUAAGGCACAGAAUACAGUGGGAUGAAAAUCUCCAAGAAGAAUACUUCACUGUUGGAUACAUGGAUCGAUUUUCUGGCGUUGUGGAGAAGCCGUUCACAUCGUUCCACUGGGAGCACCUUGCUCUUGUGGACGAUGACCAGCUGGCCAUCCCUCAGCACCGUAUCCAGUAUUUCAAGUACAAAGGAACCAAGGUUUGGGACAAAAACGAGCGCUUCGAUCACGUGUUCGGCAGCGCAGGCGACGGCGUCAGGAUCCAGGAUAAGAUAAAGGAUAUUGAUGAGGAAUUAGAGAGGCGAGCGCGUGUCUUCAAUCCCCUUGGUCAUUAUGGGAGGUGGCGAUGCGACGGGUAGAGGCUUAGUGGCAGAUUACUGUGUUGCUGAGAAACCCAAAGUUGAGCUACUCCGUGCCACACACUUCUUAUGUAUUAAAGUGAAAAACGAGAAAAUAAAAUCUAUGGCUACAGAAGUGCAAGAUCAUGUGAUACAACAGGAACCUGUUCUUCGCAGCUGCGCCAUGCCGAAUGAGCUAUUACACGUCACUCUGGCAAUGGUCCGGUGUGAGAGUCCUGAGGCAGUCCUUGAAGUCAGUAAUAUCCUCAGAGAUUUGAGACCAGAAAUUCAAGAUCUCGUAGGCGUCCAUGACAGUAAUCCUCAACGCACAGUAAAAGCUCGUGGGUUAACUACUUUCGGUGCUCGAGUACUUUACGUGAAGCUGGACGUGCCAGCGGCGUUUACGUCGAUCAUCGAACACCUUCACAAAACUCUUCAACGCAUUGAUGGCGUUACCAUUACAAACCACUUCGACUUUGUCCCACACAUGACUCUACUGAAGGUGAAUCGUGUAACUGCACGAGAAAGAAGGUCUAGAUACUUAAAUUCUAUUCUGUAUAGUGAUUACAUUGAUCAGGAUUUUGGAAUUAUUUCCGUAGAUAACAUCCAUUUCUGUUUAAUUGAUGAUAUCAGAGGUCCAGAUGGUUUCUACGUUACAUGUAAGAAAAUUAAUUUCUAAUAUAAAAAUGUUACACAUCUGUAAUCAAAAAUAUAAGGCGUUAUUAAAUUAUAUUCUAAC